Molecule: messenger RNA, 1408 nt
Organism: Sycon ciliatum
Lineage: Eukaryota; Metazoa; Porifera; Calcarea; Leucosolenida; Sycettidae
Product: actin-4-like
Exons: 3
Coding region: 95-1225 (376 amino acids)
Source: RefSeq, a predicted model, not a curated record
GACGUUUUCAGCUCAGUAAAAAUUCUUCGCUACCGGUCGUGGUUCGCCGUUUUAUCUUCUCGCGUAGCUCAUCCUUCUUCCAUCCGAAACGAAAAUGUGUGACGACGAAGUUGCCGCACUCGUUGUAGACAAUGGUUCCGGUAUGUGCAAAGCCGGUUUCGCUGGUGACGACGCACCUCGUGCCGUCUUCCCGUCCAUCGUCGGUCGUCCCCGCCAUCAGGGUGUGAUGGUCGGCAUGGGCCAGAAGGACAGCUACGUCGGAGACGAAGCCCAGUCCAAGAGAGGUAUCCUGACCCUCAAGUACCCCAUCGAGCACGGUAUCGUCACCAACUGGGAUGAUAUGGAGAAGAUCUGGCAUCACACUUUCUACAAUGAGUUGCGUGUUGCCCCAGAGGAGCAUCCCGUCCUCCUGACGGAGGCUCCCCUCAACCCCAAGGCUAACCGUGAAAAGAUGACCCAGAUCAUGUUCGAGACCUUCAACACCCCUGCCAUGUACGUCGCCAUCCAGGCUGUGCUCUCCCUGUACGCCUCUGGACGUACCACCGGUAUCGUCUUGGACUCCGGUGAUGGUGUAACUCACACCGUCCCAAUCUACGAGGGAUAUGCCCUUCCCCACGCCAUCCUCCGUCUCGACUUGGCUGGCCGUGACUUGACCGACUAUCUCAUGAAGAUCCUCACCGAGCGUGGAUACUCUUUCACCACCACUGCUGAGCGUGAAAUCGUCCGUGACAUCAAGGAGAAGCUCUGCUAUGUUGCCCUCGACUUCGAGGCGGAAAUGUCGACCGCUGCAUCAAGUUCUACCCUGGAGAAGAGCUACGAGCUUCCUGACGGUCAGGUCAUCACCAUUGGCAACGAGCGAUUCCGUGCUCCUGAGGCUCUCUUCCAGCCGGCCUUCCUCGGAAUGGAAGCCGCUGGUAUCCACGAGACCACCUACAACUCCAUCAUGAAGUGUGACGUCGACAUCCGUAAGGAUCUGUAUGCCAACACUGUCUUGUCCGGUGGUACCACCAUGUACCCAGGUAUUGCCGACCGUAUGCAGAAGGAAAUCUCCGCAUUGGCUCCACCGACAAUGAAGAUCAAGAUCAUCGCCCCACCAGAGCGCAAAUAUUCCGUAUGGAUUGGUGGCUCCAUCCUGGCCUCGCUGUCCACCUUCCAGCAGAUGUGGAUCUCCAAGCAGGAGUAUGAUGAAUCUGGUCCCAGCAUUGUCCAUCGCAAGUGCUUCUAAACUUUCCUUUACCAAAACUAUGAGUGAUUCUUUGUACUGUCUUUGUCAUUAUCUAUUCCAACUAGUUUUUGCCACAGUGCAGAAGCACUCCUCAUAUUGCUGUCCCUCUCGAUGGGUAGAUUGCUGAUCCAAUCCGAUUUGACUUUAUGGAGAAUAUCCAAUACAGUUGGCACAAACUACAAA